Molecule: messenger RNA, 3177 nt
Organism: Morchella importuna
Lineage: Eukaryota; Fungi; Ascomycota; Pezizomycetes; Pezizales; Morchellaceae
Exons: 8
Coding region: 1-3177 (1058 amino acids)
Biological process (GO): IMP salvage; AMP metabolic process
Cellular component (GO): cytosol
Molecular function (GO): AMP deaminase activity
Source: RefSeq, a predicted model, not a curated record
AUGCCAUCUCCCGACAAUGUACCUUUGGUGGCUUCCCCGGACGGCUCGGAAAUAGAUGAGGAUGCAUCCAUGCAUCGUGAAACAUCCACUGAUGGUGGGAGUAUCGACCAAGCGAAUAAUGAUGGGGUUCUUUCAUCGUCGCCCGAAGAUGAUCACGCGGAAAGAAAUUAUAACGGCGGGAGGGAUGGGGAGAGAAAAUCUGCUUUUUUUGACUACAAACAAGAAAAAAUAUUGAAGCAAACAGAUGCGAAGCUGUUUUACCAACCGCAGCAACCAGGGGGCAGUGGGUGGAAUUCACCUAUAAUGCGAGCUUCGACCUGGGGUGGUGGAGGGAAUGUAAGUAGAGCCGCUAGCGUCAAAUCAAUCAACUCUUCAUACCAACACCCUAACCCGCAUUCACACGGACAUCAAUAUUUGGGACCGGCAGCAGGAGCAACGAUUGGAUCCAGUGUCGCAGGUGCCAGAGGUAUGGGUGCACCAGUAGCUCCAGUGGGAUUGGCCUCCCUCGAUAAGCCCAAGGAGCACGAAGGUAUACAGGUACCAGAGAUGAGCCGUUUUGACCCUCACGGCGUCAUAUCAAGUGCCCAAGAUCUGGCACAGCCGCAUGACAUUGCUUCUUCGCAUGGAGAGGCCCCAAGUGCUCCAAAGGGAUCAUAUGUAAACAAAGAUCCUGUACUUUCUAACGAGCUUACAACUAUCUAUACCAAUGUGCAAAAGAUCUUGGACCUUCGCCAUAAGUAUUUGCGGGUUUCCCUCCAAGGCCACGCCGAUAAUCCUAAAGACGACCCUAGCUGGAAGAUUUACCCACCCCCACCAGCUCCUGUCUGGGUUGAAGAUGCACAACGUCCUUCGACUGCUCAAGGCGAAGGUUCUAGCAACACUAACUGGGGUACUAGUAGUGGGGAGUUGAGACCAAGAGCUGAGAAUGAGAAGAAGGGAAGAAAACCAGGGCACAAUAUCGGGGAAGACUUUGUGCUUGAAGAGUGUGAAGUCCCUACGGAAGAUGAGAUGGAAUUUAAGCUUGAUGAUCAAGGCGUAUACCAGGUGUAUGAAAACAAGAAAGCGCUUGAUGUUGGCAUGCCAAUUAUUGCUAUUCCAACGCUCCGAGAGUACUAUAUGGAUCUGGAUCAAGUACUUGACAUUUCCAGUGAUGGCCCAAGUAAAAGUUUUGCCUUUAGGAGAUUGCAGUAUCUGGAGGGGAAAUGGAACUUGUACAUCUUGCUGAACGAGCAUCAGGAAAUGGCCGAUUCGAAGAGGGUGCCACACAGAGACUUUUACAAUGUCAGAAAGGUCGAUACGCACGUUCAUCACUCGGCCUGCAUGAACCAGAAGCAUCUUUUGCGUUUCAUCAAACAUAAGAUGAAGAAGAGCCCUGACGAGGUUGUGUUGUUCAGAGAUGGAAAACAUUUGACCUUGGCGGAGGUGUUCCAAAGUAUCAAUUUGACUGCCUACGAUCUCAGUAUUGAUACCUUGGAUAUGCAUGCUCAUACAGAUUCCUUUCAUCGGUUUGACAAAUUCAAUCUGAAGUACAACCCAGUCGGCGAGUCACGUUUGAGAACCAUUUUUUUGAAGACAGACAAUGAUAUCAGGGGCCGCUACUUGGCAGAAAUCACCAAGGAGGUUUUCGUCGAUUUGGAAGCCAGCAAAUACCAAAUGGCUGAAUACCGAAUCUCAAUUUAUGGCCGCUCUGAGGAUGAAUGGGAUAAACUAGCUGCAUGGGUCGUAGACAACAAGCUCUUCUCCCACAACGUCCGCUGGUUGAUCCAGAUCCCCAGACUUUACGAUAUCUACAAGUCUACCAACCUCCUCAGCUCAUUCGAUGAACUUAUUCGAAACAUCUUCAAGCCUUUGUUUGAGGUUACCAAAGAUCCAACUUCUCAUCCAAAGCUUCACAUCUUUUUACAAAGAGUUAUUGGUUUCGAUAGUGUAGACGACGAAAGUAAAGUAGAGAGAAGGACGUUCAAGAAGUUCCCAUUCCCCUCAGCUUGGAACUUCAAGACAAACCCUCCUUACAGUUACUGGCUCUACUACCUUUUCUCCAAUAUUGCCUCUUUGAAUGUAUGGAGAAAGCAGCGCGGAUUCAACACAUUUGUUCUCCGGCCUCAUUGUGGAGAAGCAGGAGACACAGAUCAUCUUGCUGCCGCGCUUCUUUGCUGCCAUUCCAUCAGCCACGGUAUCCUGUUGCGCAAGGUCCCGCUCUUGCAGUACAUCUUCUACCUUGACCGUAUUGGAAUUGCCAUGUCCCCUCUGUCUAAUAACGCACUUUUCUUGGCGUAUGAUAAGAAUCCCUUCCUCUCGUACUUCAAGCGGGGAUUGAAUGUGUCGCUAUCAACAGACGAUCCCCUUCAGUUUGCAUUUACAAAGGAGCCAUUGAUCGAAGAGUACUCUGUCGCCGCACAAAUCUACAAGCUGAGUGCUGUUGAUAUGUGUGAGCUUGCCAGAAACAGUGUGCUGCAAUCUGGAUUUGAAGGUGCUGUCAAGGCGAGGUGGCUAGGAAACGACUUCCACCUGCCGGGUGUUGCAGGAAAUAUGAUGGACAAAUCGAAUGUUCCCAACAUCAGAAUGGCUUUCAGGCAUGAGACCCGGAUGGAGGAACUUGCAAUGAUCGAACGUUACACGUCCCAGGCGAGUUCCCAGAAGCCUUCCCACGCCACUUUGCCGACAAAGCUCCUACUCCCAACUUCGGCCGCACAAGGAUCACGCCCUCACUCUCCCACAACAAGCAUGCAAACAAACCCAACCUCUGUAGCCAACUUCUCUACUACCGCAUCAAUGGGAGGACGACCAGCUUUCUUCGAAGCUAUUUCCCCGGGAUCAUCUAGGCUGAGCACAUCAUUUACGCCUUAUGAGAUUUUCCAAAACCCCAUGAAUACUGGCCUAAACAUUGCCGGUACCGAUAGAGGACAGAAUAGCGUCGAUGGCACUCAUACUCCCACCCACCCAACCCUUUCAAGGGCCAACACUCUCGCCACCAGUACGGCGAUGGAGGGUGGGGGUUCCAGGAGCCCCGGGGGGUACAUUGACGGCAUGAAGGAUCUGCAUAUCAGUGGAUCUGAGCCGCGUGUUUGGCCAGGGGCGUUUAGCAGACGUCAAACCGGUUUGUCGGAGAAGGAGGGAAGCAUUGCCAAGGCAGAAAGGUCUGGGAGUGUCGUUGAAGAGACUCCAGACGAGGCUUAA